This is a messenger RNA of Aspergillus pseudonomiae, 753 nucleotides long. Its product is annotated as pyridoxamine 5'-phosphate oxidase family protein. The transcript is spliced from 2 exons. The record is from RefSeq and is a predicted model, not a curated record. Bases 1 to 753 code for a protein of 250 amino acids. NCBI's taxonomy places the organism in Eukaryota, Fungi, Ascomycota, Eurotiomycetes, Eurotiales, Aspergillaceae.
AUGUCUGAAGAGUGGGAUGGCCCUUGGUCGCCUACCAUCGCCCAAGGCGUGGUUAACAACCCCCGAGUCCUGCAUUUCACAUUUCCUCCCGAUGAAGGGGACCCAGAUUAUCCAUUUCCCACCGUCAUCGCACUCGUCGGCCGACUUGACAAGCCAACAGGGUCAUCUUCGAAAGCUGACAAAGACCAACUUGUUUUGUACGCGCAUGGCUACAUCAAACCCGAGAUGAAGAAGCGCCUGCAAGCUGCAAACGAAACAGGAUUGAUGGUAACGAUAACUGCAAGCGAGGUAGAUGGAUGCUUCCUAGCUUUCACGCCGUUCUGGAAUGGAUACAACUUCCGCAGUACGACUAUCAAUGGAUAUGCACACAGUCUAUCGGGAGAGGAGAAAUGGGAAGCCAUGCAGCUGCUAAUGGAUGAUUUCGUCCCUGGUCGGUGGGAGGGAACACGUCCCACGACGAGAGCGGAAGUCGACUGGGCGGCUAUUAUACGGGUGGAUAUCAACACCAGCAAGUCCCAUGUGCACACAAGGCAUAGCCUUGGGACUGAGGAUGAAAAGGACUUGGAGGCAGGCGCGGCUAAUCACUAUUGGGAGGGUGCCAUUCCCAUCUGGAGGACUUGUGGGGAUCCCAUACCUGGUCCGAAUAAUAAGAAUGAAGUUCCGGAGCAUGUGCGUCGGUACGUGGAGACGAACAGCGAUCCCAACGAGGUGUUUUCGAAGAGGAUCGCCGUAGACGGAUAUCAUCCAUCAUGA